Molecule: messenger RNA, 1628 nt
Organism: Hyaloscypha bicolor E
Lineage: Eukaryota; Fungi; Ascomycota; Leotiomycetes; Helotiales; Hyaloscyphaceae
Exons: 6
Coding region: 106-1236 (376 amino acids)
Source: RefSeq, a predicted model, not a curated record
UUCCGUUCACACUGCUCUCUGCCUGAAUCUUUACUCUCAUUCUCUAGACUGGCGCCACCGCAUCUUUCAGCGAUUUGAGAUCGACUUACUGCUGCUUCUCCAGGCAUGGCGAAUCCCAUGGAGGUUUUGCACGUGAUGACGCCCGCAGAAUGGGGUAAGCCAAUUGACGUCGAUGAAAAGUGGAUUCAUUUCGUGGACGAGAAUGUCAAAGCGAAACUCCCGCGAGACACGGUCGUUGAGGACAUCCGUCCUCAUGGAGCUAGCUAUUGGACGAGGACUGCUGAGAUCUCGACUCACAUGGCUGAUGGUACCCCGCGCUCCUAUUUUCUUAAAGUAUCUCAAGGCAACAAUGGGAAAGGCAUGGUUACCGGAGAGUUCGCCUCCAUGACAGCUCUGCAUAAAACUUUACCCAAGUUUGUACCCGAGCCCAUUGGGACUGGCACGUAUGCAUCUGCUCCAGACAUCCACUUCUUUUGCUGCGAGCUCAUCAACAUGACGGAUGAAAUUCCUGAAAUCCAAGCUUUUACCUCGACACUAGCAGAGCUACACACGAAAGGACUUAACCCAGAUAACAGGUACGGAUUCCAUGUGCCCACUUACAAGGGUACUAUCCCUCAGUACACUGCCUGGCAUGACACCUGGGAAGAAUCAUAUUACCAUUCCAUGAAGUGGUUCAUGCAAGCUGAAGAGAAAUCCCAAGGCGUUGAUGAGGAAAUGCAAGAGCUGUGUCAGGGCAUUCUUGACAAGGUCAUCCCACGAUUGCUUCGACCACUCGAGACCGGCGGCCGCCGGAUACAGCCUCGCCUCAUUCACGGCGACAUUUGGGCCGGCAAUACAUCCUGGAAUAUUGACACUAACAUGCCAGUCAUCUACGAUGCAGCUGCUCUGUAUGCUCACAAUGAAUACACAGUGGAGAUGGCUGCGUGGCGACCGAUACGCCAUCUGAUUGGGAGACAAUACAUGAAAGCGUACUUCCACUACUUCCCGGUCUCUGCCCCUGAGGAAGACCAAGAUGAUCGCAAUAUGCUUUACUACCUUCGGUGGGACCUCAAAAGCUCGGCCUUGUUCUCUGGUAAUCUGAGGUACCGAAACAUGGCCAAAGAGACAAUGAAGACUUUAAUUGCGAAGUUUCCAGGAGGCUAUGAAGAAUGGGCAAGGGAGAAAGGAGAACAGCCCGUCCACCGCGUCAUGCCACCCACAACUAUAGGCCUGGAAUUGAAAGAGAGACCGAUAUGAGAGUAGUACCGACUGAUCUUUCAGCGAUGACAACUCGCAGCCCACAGAAGCUGAGAAACAGGGCAACCCCAAAGGGUUACUGAUCAUGACUUCGAACUGCGUCUCCCAAGAGACUUGAUAUGUUGCAACCCCACGCACGUACCUGUUAGGGUGCUGCCCAUGAGCUUAUUUCAACACAAGCCAAAACUUGAACGAGGAAAAAAAAAAGAUUUCUUAUUCGUGUCAUUUCCAUAUCGGGGAUGGCGCUACUCCCAACGCAAUGGACAGGUUCGGCUGGCAUCGUUUUACAGCAGUACAUCGUUCGUCAGAUGAAGUCAAUGUACGUGAAAUUACGUGCAAAGUUUUCGUACAUAGAAUAUAAAGCUGUUCUCCACUUCCACUUUGAGCUAGCU